UCGAUAGUUUAAAAUCACUGAUUCACUGGAUGUGAUUUAUUAUUAAUGAUUUACUCUGGUUUUUCAAUAAUCGUCGCCAACAACACGUUUUUCAAAUGUCAUUUUAUGGAAUAGGAUGCUGGAAUAUUUAAUAAAUCCAUGAAUUACUCUAAAGUUUUUGAAUUUGGUCUGGAUACAUAGUUUAUGUGAUAAGAAAAACAAAACGCUUGUGUAUUUUUGCCUGAAUGUUUCAACGAUUCUGUUAAGAAUGUCGAAUGAAACGACGACAGACACAUCAACAGCUCCCCGGAAAGAAGAGUCUGGUAAAAGUACCAAUGAAAAUCUUGCAGAGUUAUUGUCAGAUAUAUCUGCUGAAAGAGAAGAAAGUGUAUUCAGUUUAAAACGGUUGCUUGACGUUGGAAAUAAUAAAAAUGUUCUUCGUCAGAAUUACGUCGAUGAAACUGUUCUCAAAUUUACUAUGCGCCGAAUAGAAGGCGAUAAAGACAUGGUUGCUGCAGAUUUAUGUCGUGAACAGAAUGUAUUCAAGAAGAAAUUAAAAGUUUACCGAGACAAACAAAGAAAACUGACUGCAAAACGCCUAGCAAAUGAACGAAAGAUAUACGAUACGAAACAUAAUAAUGUUAACGAAUCAACUGAUUCGUUAGAAGAUCUUCUAAGAAAACAACUGACAGUGCGAAGACCUGUAAUAAAAAAGCAAAGACCUGCAACAUGUAUACCUACAAUGCUGCAACUAAAAACCAAAACAGACCAUCUUAAAGGCACUGAAAGCGUAGAGUUCGAUAAGAAAUUUUUUAUCAACAGAAAAAGAUAUCGCGUUGAUUUGAGGCCGAAGAUUUCUCAUACCUAUCGUGAGAAACCUGAAAUGCUUGAAAAAGUAGUAAACGGAAACAGAGGUUACCUGACUGACCCUAAAGAAGCCGUUAGAUAUUUUGAAGAUGACGAAAUCGACGAAAGGAAAGGUAUUUAUGCCUUGUUGACCGAAAUUCGGAAAAAAGUCGAACAAAGAAAAUUGAAAAAUGGUCAACAGAAAAUGAAUUUGUAUUUAGAUAAAUAUUUUCCAAGAAAAAUUAAAAGUGUUAUUUUAAGUGACGGACAAGAAACUGAUCUGGAAAAGAUUCAGGAUCAAGCACAGAAUAUAACGGUUACACGACGAUCCCAAACAACGUUGUCAUAAGCCUUAUAUACCUUUUAAAAUACGUAGUUAAUUUUUUCACCAUGUAUGUUUAGAAACAAACAGUACACAAAAUGUGAAUUUAAGGAAAAACUUAUUACAGUAUUUGAAGGUAUCAGGGAAAUAGUACAUUAAGUCUAGAAUUUAUAUGAUAAAAGGGAUAAGCGGUAAUCCUGAUAAACUUUUAACUUAUGU
Mytilus californianus (California mussel) is the source of this 1366-nucleotide messenger RNA. RefSeq lists its product as uncharacterized. The transcript is spliced from 3 exons. The record is from RefSeq and is a predicted model, not a curated record. Lineage: Eukaryota; Metazoa; Mollusca; Bivalvia; Mytilida; Mytilidae. Bases 248 to 1174 code for a protein of 308 amino acids.